ACUAACUUUCACGUUUAUUAUCUCUUACUCUGUUAAGAGAAACAGUCUGCCUACCUAAGACUACAUAUGCAGACGCGUUGGCCUCUUCUUCUUCUACGGUGUUUCGGUUAUGGAAGGACGGUGUGCUGUUGAGACUUGGGCAGAAUUUGGUUUUUCAGGCACAUCAUGCACACCCAAGAUCAAGUUUGGUUUCGGGACAGAUGUUUUCCUCUGCACUGGCAGCGAUGAGGUCUACGUCUUCAGUACUCAAGAGAGGAAACUCACGGCUGUCCUUCAGUUUCCUGGUCCUGUGAGUGACCUGGUUGGGAGUCAUGACAACCAGCUUCUCUAUGUGUCCUGUAGGAGUGGAGUUUACUGUGUCAGCUUGCCAUUUCUGCUCUCCAGGGUUCGAAGCUCCCCAGCUGAUGCAUCUUCCUGUCCAGCUGAGCUGAAAGUCUCCUCUGAAUUCCUUGUUGUCGGAGAAGAAGGUGUGUUAUCGCUGCUCCUCGUCGGCUCUGUGCUCCUGAUCCUUUCCCAGAGAGACACCUCUUGGCUGUUGAGUCUGUACAAAGCACCAAAACAAACACAGUCCAGCAGCUAUGAGAUGCUCAGCUCAUUCAGUCUACCACUGGUCUCAUCUGCUGUACAUGGUUACACUGAGGGAAAGACGGGAAUGAGAAGGACUCCUGUGCUGAUUUGUGUCCAUUCUGGUGAUACAAAAUCACCAUCCUCCUCCUCCACUUCUUCAUCAGAGGCAACAUUAGCGGAAAGUCAUUUUCAUCUCGAUCCUCUUCUCUUCAAACUUCUGUUUGGGACUGACGCCGCCCUCGCCAAAUUACCAGUCAUCCUUUGUGGCCUGCCAGAUGGACGCCUGUGUUUCCUCCCUUUGCGUCUCCCAGGAUCACGGCCCCGAGUCCUGCAUAGCCUUGAGCAGGCAGUUGUGUUUGUUGGAGCAUCUGUUGUCAUGGAAACGGAUCCAGGACAUGCACAUUGUUUGGUGGCAGUUGGCGAAAAAGGGAGAGUAGUGCUGAUGAACACUGACAAGGGAGGGCCAGAGGGAGGGGGCAACAAAGCUGGUUUAAUGGAGGGGUGUGUACCGGGGCCUGUGGUGUGUGGCUUUGUGGAUAAACACCAUCUUUACUACAGCACCGGUUCAGACCUGUUGGUACUGGAUCUAUCAGAAGCAUCAUCUGGGAGGGAAGACCAGAAAAGGGAUGAGGAGACAUCUCGAAAAACAGCUGCUGCCCUCCAAAACCCAACCAGUUUAAAUGUGUGUAGAAUCAUCGCCUUGGCUGCACCUGCACAAAACACUGCAGGAGAAGUUCAGUUGCUGGGGCUGUCAGUCAGAGGGCAGCUCCAGAGGAUUAUCUUACCCGUGGGGAGAAAGGAUGCAGGAUCGUCCAAUCCGCCUUCCACACAGGUGGGCCGCAGCGUCAGGGAUCUGCUGUCUGCUAUCGGAGAUGUUUGUGAAAGAGCAUCAGUUCUGAAAACUGCCAUCAAAUCCAAAAAUCAGAUUCUAAGGCGCCUGAAUCAGGUGCUGAACAUCAGCUUCCUGCUGAUGGCCAGUAGGAAUAGUGAAGAGCACCUUCCUAUGCAGGAGAAGCAAAUCAGAUGUCAUGCCAUGACCCAGUGGAGCAGACUGCUCCAGAAAGACUCCAUGAACCUGACGUGUGUCCUGGAUAAUUCAAGUCCUUAUGUUUUGGAACAAGGCUGGACACUGAGCGUCACCGUGUUUCCUGUUUCCUACUCAUCCAGUGCAGGAGGGGAAAGCUCCUCCACAAAUUUUUCAUUCCCUUUCCACAAUCUCCAACCCGGGGAAACAUUAGAGGUAUCACUGCCCCUGGCAGCUGCAGGCGACACAUCCUUUCCUAUGAGAGUCAGCUGCUCACUCAUCUUCUCACUCUCUGGUCUCCUGGGAGAGGAGGAGACGGCACACCUUCCUGACUUGCAGAGCAGCUGUAUCAGUUUGCCCUUGAACACACUGACAGUAGAUUGGCUGCACGCCCUGCAGGUGAACCAUCCCACAUCCCAUCCCAUCAACAAAAACACCACAUAUCAAUCCAGCAACAUCACAACAGAUACCAUCCAAACUUUUUUAAGCUCACACCGGACUCUGUGUAUCGGACGAGGGGAGGGAGGAGGAGAGAGUGCUUCCAAGGCUGAGCGAGAGCAGUAUUCAGCAAGGGUACGGUUGUCAUCAGAGUUACUGAGAGAUACACUGGUGCUGAAAAGCUCAGAUUUGGACCCUCAGGGGCCAAAGUUGGCUCCUCAAAAUCUCGGCCUGUCUGUAGUGGACUGGCUGUUGUCUGUAGGUUCUGGAGGAGUGAAGAUGGGACACCAAGGAGACAAGAUUGCCCUGAGCAGCUCAAUUGUCCAUGCUCGAGGCCCAAAUGGAGACAUAGUCAAACUAACGGCAAAAGAGGUGAAUAUAGGGGAGGGGAGCUCGGAGAAGGAGGAGUCUCUGAGCACAGUAGAAGUUCGGGUAGAGAGCUCAUCUGUAGCAGCAGUGUGUGGACUGCACCAUGCUGUGCUGCGCCGGGUACAGGCUCUGUUGCAGAGUGCUCCUGAGAGGACUGCUUCCACAAAGAGGGUUCAGAGUUUAGGUUUGAGGCAGGCACUGCAGCGGGCCGAGCGCCUGUUACAGCAGAUCCAACAAAGUCGAAUCUCAGAGGCUUUUGGCGUGGGCGUGUCCACAGGGCAGAGUGCUCGAUCCCUCCUUAGUGUUUACCGAGAGCUCAGAGAAAACCCUCUCCUCAUAAUUUAAUACUUUUUUUUUUCAGCCAAGCCUACACAGCUGCCCUUAACCUUGUUCGGUGUUAUGUAAUCUGUCUUUGUAGCUGACUGAAAAGUGGUGUCCAUAAUAAUUUCUAUUUCAAAUAUACUUUUGUUUCACUGUAAACGACUGUGACAAUUUUGUUUUAUCCUCAUGCAAGCCAUUAUUUUUGCUAU
This is a messenger RNA of Toxotes jaculatrix (banded archerfish), 2928 nucleotides long. RefSeq names its product FA core complex associated protein 100 (gene faap100). NCBI's taxonomy places the organism in Eukaryota, Metazoa, Chordata, Actinopteri, Toxotidae. Bases 110 to 2743 code for a protein of 877 amino acids. The transcript has 8 exons. Gene Ontology annotation, biological process: interstrand cross-link repair. Gene Ontology annotation, cellular component: Fanconi anaemia nuclear complex; nucleoplasm. The record is from RefSeq and is a predicted model, not a curated record.